UGCCACUGUAGUGAAAGAGCACACCAUCACCAGCUCAGGCUGUCACAGUGGCAGAGACACAAAGCCCUGUGCCCAAUGGGAACCAGAAGCUGACUCUGGAACACAAAGAAGAGAGAGAGAGAGGGGGAAAGAGACUUCAGUUGCCUUUUCAUCUGCAGAGGCAGAGGGAAGAGGUUGAUGCACUAUAGAUAGCGGGAGCGAGGGGGAGCGAAGCAAUUGCAGUCAGGCUCAGUUGCUGCUGUCAAAAGCUGGAGGCUCAGUGAGUAUUAUCAUAGGAAGCUGGUGGAGCAACAUCACAGUCCAACACACACACACUCUCUGGACAGACUGACCGCAGAACCGGAGACGCACAGGCAACACACACACGCCGAGUGAGGACCAGGCUUGCGAACGUGGAUGGACCACCGGUCAAGAUCUGGGUGUCUGGUGCAGUGAUCCAGCCCCAGUGGUGCAAAGGUAGUGAGGGGACAUGGCAGCCGUUCCAGGCCUGGGGUGGCCUGGCCUGCUACUGUUGCUGCUGACUACUCUGCCCUCCACUCAGAGCCAAGGCUGUCCCCAGCGCUGUGAGUGCAUGGCCAAGCUCAAGUCUGUGGCAUGCCAGGGCAAGCGUCUGUCUGCCUUCCCCGACGGCAUCUCCUCGGACACACGUCUGCUGGACCUGAGUGGGAACAGGCUUCGCUGGGUGGAGCAUGGCGACCUCCUCUCCUUCCCUCGGCUGGAGGAGCUGGACCUGAGUGAGAACAUCAUCACCGUCCUGGAACCCAACGCUUUCUCCAGCCUGCAGAGCCUGAGGGUGCUGUCGCUGAGGGGUAAUCAGCUCAAACUGGUCCCCAUGGGUGCCUUCUCACGCCUCACCAACCUCACCACACUGGACCUGAGCGGGAACAAGAUUGUCAUCCUGUUGGACUUCACCUUCCAGGACCUGAAAAGCCUGAGGAACCUGGAGGUUGGUGAUAACGACCUGGUCUACAUCUCCAACAAGGCCUUCCUGGGCCUGGUGGGUCUGAGGGAGCUCACCAUUGAGAGGUGUAACCUGACCUCCAUCUCCAGCCAGUCUCUGUCCUACCUCCGCAGCCUGGUCACUCUGCGCCUGCGCUACCUCAGCAUCUCCUCCCUGGAGGACCAGAACUUCCGUAAACUGGGCGGGCUGCGGGGGCUGGAGAUCGACCACUGGCCUUUCCUGGAGCACAUCUCCCCCCACAGCCUCCAGGGCCUUAACCUGUCCUGGCUGUCGAUCACCAACACCAACAUCACCUCCGUGCCCACGGCUGCCCUGCGCAGCCUGCCCCACCUCAUCAGCCUCAAUCUCUCAUACAACCCCAUCUCUGUGCUGGAGUCCUGGGCCCUGAGGGACUUGGUCCGUCUAAAGGAGCUGCACCUGGUCAACACCAACUUGAUGAUGGUGCAGCCGUAUGCCCUCGGCGGCCUUCGGCAGAUCCACCUGCUCAACCUAUCCACUAACGCCCUGGUAACCCUGGAGGAGGGUGCCUUCCAGUCCGUCAAUACCCUGGAGACGCUGCGUGUGGAUGGGAACCCUCUGUCCUGUGACUGCCGACUGCUCUGGAUCCUCCAGCGCAGGAAGACCCUCAACUUUGAAGGGAAGUCCCCAGUGUGUGCAGGCCCCAUGGAGGUGCAGGGCAGGGCCCUCAGCGCAUUCUCAGACUCUGCCCUCUUCGACCACUUUACCUGCCAGAAGCCCAAGAUACGCAACAGGAAGCUGCAGCCAGUGACUGCCAGGGAGGGCCAGGUGGUGUCUUUUGUGUGCCGGGCGGAGGGUGAGCCCACACCUAUCAUCUUCUGGGUAUCUCCCCAGCGCCGCCGGAUCACUACCAAGAGUACUGGACGUGUCACCGUCCUACCCGAGGGAACGCUGGAGAUUCGCUACGCCCAGCUGACCGACACCGGCACCUACAUCUGCAUUGCCAGCAACGCCGGGGGCAAUGCCACCUACUUUGCCACGCUGACCGUGAGUUCACUGCCUCUGGACGCUGCACUCAUGGCCAACCGCACAUACUACACAGGUGACCUCAACGAGACCAAUCUGAACGACACCAAGGUCUUCCUCAAGUUCACCUUGGACCUCAAGACAAUCCUGAUAUCCACAGCCAUGGGGUGUUGCUUGUUCCUUGGCGUGGUGGUUUUCUGUUUCCUGAUGCUGUUCGCAUGGAGCCAGGGCCGGGGACAGCACAAGAAUAACUUCUCAGUUGAGUACUCUUUCAGAAAGGUGGACGGCCCUGCAGCCAGCGGCGGACAAGGAGGGGCCCGCAAGUUCAACAUGAAGAUGAUUUGAAUCAGAAAACGGGUCACUCUGUUACUAGUAGACUCAGAUGGGGACACAAUAAUAACUUUGGACUUUAUGAUUCGGAUCCCUAUUGGUUCAGAAAUCAACACAUUAGGUGAUCUAAGACAAUGUACUAAAACUUUGUUUUGUAUUUGUAAAUGUCUGUAUCGACAAAAAGUAAAUAGGUAUAUGGAUUUGGUACAGACACAUUUUCUCUCAUUUGCUAUUUGUGUAUUGUGGUUUAUCUUGUGCAGAGGAGUCUGGAUGAUAGUUAAAGAUGUCACUAAAUCCCAUUGACUGUUAAGAUUCAAAACACAACACCACUGCACAGCUCCAUCUGUCUCUCUGCAGUGCACCCUCUCCUUUUAAGGUUCUGAAAAGGGGAGGGUGACCUGGGGCUCCGAGGUAUGGGAACGCAUGGGAAAAAUGACCUUUAUAUUAAAGCAUUGCAUGCAUUAUCACCGCUUUUGCUUACUGGCAUAGAGCAGUAUAGUAGAGGCGCCUGUAGAAGUUGCACACAUGGGGCAAACAUUUGUAGUCGAGGGUCCGGGGAAAAUGUGGCCUUUUAUAUUUCAUGCAAUUCUACAUCAUUUUAGAUGACUGGAGACUAGCAGAAUAUUUUUUAUACCUCACAAAUUAUGAAAUUGUCAGGCUACUUUGACACUGACAAACUGAGAAUCUGAGAUCAAUACAAACGACCUUGUCUUGAAUCCAUCAGUAGCCUAGGCCUAGGUGUGUGGAGACACAUAUUGUACAAUAUGAGGAGGAAAAUAUAGUCAUAAAAAUCUUCCAGUUUCACUGACUCAACCAAUGAUGAGCAGCUCACUCAUGGACAUGGCCGAUGCGCUCGUGCCAAAAGCUUGUCGCUCUCGUUUUACUUUGUAAGACAAUGCUGUUUGCUUAAUAGGCCUAUUUGGAAGUUGAUAACUUGGUAGCCUAAAAUCAGAUUAGUAUUGUCUUUUCGGCAGGAUCCCUUUAAUUUCCAGCCUGUGUUUUCUCGCGAUUGCAUUUUAAAUAUGGCGAAAGGCCUGUUUUGGGUGCAUGCUGUUCACUGACAGAUUUUCCUCUCGUUCCUGACUCUCAGCAUGCCUUGUGAUUGGGCUACACACAAUCCACAGCAAGGCUAUUUAAAAAAAAAUUUAAAAAGAUAUUGAUUCUCUGUAGCUAAAUUAUAGUCCAACUCCUGAUGUAGUAUUCAGAAUUAUGACAUUUCUUUCUGAACAUGGAGGUAAUUCUAUUACUUUGGCAAAUGUAUUUGAAUUCAUCAUGGCUGCUGUGGCACCUUCAGCACCCCUGCUGCGUAUAUGAUUCUAUAAGGAAAUAAAUGAUGAAGUGCAACUCUGGAGAGAUGCGAGUUGAGAGGCUCAUGUCUAUCAGAACAGGGAGAGGGAGAGAGCUCAUAGAAAGUGAAUCUCAUUCUAGUUAUGUGAGGGAUAGAUGCUGUCUUCUCUCUCUCACCGCAGCUAUGGCCAUGCGUUGGUGUAUAAAGGUUACAGUGUUGCGCUGACCAACACAAAUCAAUUCUUAGAAUAUUAGGCACGUUUUAACAUGACGUUUUUAAGGGGGCAGCCAGGAGAAUUACAAAGGAGAACUUGAAUUAACUCUGAUAGCUUUUAUUAGGAUUUUUACAUUUCAAACAGUGAGAAUUAUUUGUCAUGCCAUGAGAGGUACCGGAUCCUGAUAAAUGGGUUCUGGAAAGAAGCAGUCAAAAACUGAGAGGUGCCGGCUCGCUCAAAUUACGCCCUGCUUAACAGUAUUUUAUAGGGUACACUCCCAAGCUAAAACCAUACAGAAUGACUCCAAAUGCAAACUACAUUACAGGAGACGUCCAAGCUCAUCUGUCAUUCAACAGCAUUAAAUGCUGCUACACAUUUGACUAGUUCCAUUUUUCAAAUGGAUUUGUUACGUAAAAUACCCUGAAUGACGAAAUGAAAAAUAUAUAAACCUGGUGUACAGGUGAGUUAUCACAAACAAAACCAGACACAAUUUGCUAUGUGAUCAGAUGGUGGUGGUGUAUUUAGCAAUAGUGACAUGCCCUCAGACUGCACCCCAUCUGAAAAUGAAUACAAAACGUUUUGUGUAUGUAUAUUGUUGUUGUUGGGUGUUCAGAUUUGUUGUCUCAGUUUCUAAAUUACUUGCUAUAUAACCUUUGUUAAUUCAUCAUUGUCUGAUUGCAACUCAAUAUUAGGCAUGUGUUCUUAAUGUUUUGUACCCCCAGUGCAUUUUGUCAUCUUUAAAAGCUAUUGUGGUUGAUCAUAAUGUGUUGUAAGUCAGAUUUUAUGUGGAUAAUUCUAAGGAAAAUGUCCUAACUGGUAAUACCCAGUAAUUUAAUUAUUAUCAGACACAGAUUGCCUGGCACAGAGAUUUGCCCUUUCUGUGCUUUCUAAACAACUUAUGAAGGGCAAGCGUGCAGUGUAUUUGAUCAGUUUCCUCUUUUAGGCUUAGGAAAGCAGUGGGAAGCCUGGUGACCAGCAGUGACAGUGUUUCUCAUCAGGACCCAAGUCUCAGAGAUAUGCAGGAAAAUGCUAAUGUGACAGAGACCUUGGAUGCUGGAAGAGAGGUCACAAUGGAAUGGAGCUAGGCUGUGCUAGAGGGCCUUCCGUGCCCAAUCACAUGGGAUGACAUCAUUUGCGUUCUGCAGAUUAAUUAGAAUAGGAUCAGAAAUUAUGUGAAGAUUACACUGUUCUUGAAUAUUUGUAAAAUGUGUAUUUGAUUAUGAUAGCAGUAUUUUGUAUAUUUUGGAAGAGCAGUUAUAGCUAAGGUUUUUUGAACCAGUAAUAGGCAAAAUUGUUUAAUCAUCCCUCUUAGCACUUUGUGCAGGUUCCUAGCACAUACCUUAGUCAACAUCCGUAUUAGCACUGUGCAGCUGCCUAACACAUAAUCAUUAUUCUCUUUCCACACUACAGAAGAAAAUUCGUAUUGGGAUUUAGGGUGCUAACGUAGCACGGGAUGUGUGAAAUUGACUUCUCAGCCUGAAGUGUCCCGAUUUGCGCCAGCGAAUAACUAGCAAUUCGCACGGCGCUGACUUUUCAGGAGGACGGUCACGUGUGCUAGCAAGGCAGAGGUCAUGAGUUUGCGCCAGGUAUGGACCAAAUCGUGAGAAAGUGGUACUUGCUAAGCAAGCAGCGUGGCAUCCUUUGCACUAAUUUCUGAUCCGUCAUCGGGCUGAUUUAAAGUUAAUAUCAACAUCUGCCUGUCUAUCUGUGGUUUGGCACUAUGUCACGCUAGUUCACUGGCUCCAUAGAUCAUUCCCUCACUCAAUGCCCCAUUGCCAACGGUCCCAAUAGUUUACAUUUGCAGCCCUCUGCUGGAAGAUGCGUAAUCUUCAGCAUCGUCACUGGAGAGAGGUUCACUUCAUUCUGAAUCUAUGUACAACAACAUGUAGAACAGAGAAUCAUGUCAGCUCUUCAUUGCAUUUCUAUCUGCAAUGUUCAACAACUUUUGGCAACUGAUCCUGGACCUGAAUGCACUGCACAUUUAGCAUCAGACCUUCAUUGAAUACUAAUAAUAAAAUAACUACUUUUGUGUUCUGGGAAAAAUAACAAUAUGAUAAACAUUCCCGCGCUUCAGCAUCCUAAAGAUUAAAUUGGUGUGGUUUACAUUGUCCUGCAAAUGUUGGGAGAAUAUUGUAUAUUACUGUAUGUUUCAUAUAAAAAAAUACCCCAAUUCAAUUAAGCACCCUGUUUGUAACAUAUACAGUGCUUCAGAAAGUAUUCAAACCCCUUGACUUUUUCCAUAUUUUGUUACGUCACAGCCUUAUUAUAAAAAGGAUUAAAUACAUUUUUGUAAUCAACAAUCUACACACAAUACCCCAUAAUGACAAAGUGGAAUCAGGCAAAAAAAUGUUUUUGCAAAUUUAUUUUAAAAAACAACAACAACUGAAAUACCUUAUUUACAUAAGAAUUUAGACCUUUUGAGCUGAGACUCGAAAUUAGCUCAGCUGCAUACUGUUUCCAUUGAUCACCCUUGAGAUGUUUCUACAACUUGAUUGGAGUCCACCUGUGUUAAAUUCAACUGAUUAGACAUGAUUUGGAAAGACACACACCUGUCUAUAUAAGGUUCCACAGUUGACAGUGCAUGUCAGAGCAAAAACCUAGCCAUGAGGUUGAAGGAAUUAUCCGUAGAGCUCUGAGACAGGAUUGUGUCGAGACACAGAUCUGGGAAAGGGUACCAAACGAUGUCUGCAGCAUUGAAGGUCCCCAAAAACACAGUGGCCUCCAUCAUUCUUAAAUGGAAGAAGUUUGGAACCACCAAGACUCUUCCUAGAGCUAGCCUCCUGGCCAAAAAUAUCAAUCGGGGGAGAAGGGCCUUGUUCAGGGAGGUGACCAAGAACCCGACCGGCCACUCUGACAGAGCUCCAGAGUUCCUCUGUGGAGAUGGGAGAACCUUCCAGUCAUAUCUGCAGCACUCCACCAAGUAGGCCAUUAUGGUAGAGAGAACAGACAGAAGCCACUCCUCAGUAAAAGGCACAUGACAGCCCACUUGGAGUUUGCCAAAAGGCACCUAAAGGACUCUAAGACCAUGAGAAACAAGAUUUUCUGAUUUUCUGAAUGCCAAGCAUCACGACUGGAGGAAACCUGGCACCAUCCCUACACUGAAGCAUGGUGGUGGCAGUGUCAUGCUGUGGGAAUGUUUUGUCAGCGGCAGGGACUGAGAGAAUAGUCAGGAUCAAGGGAAAGAUGAGUGGAGCAAAGUUCAGAGAGAUCCUUGAAAACCUGCUUCGGGACAAGUCUCUGAAUGGUCUUGAGUUUCCCAGCGAGAGCCCGGACUUGAACCCGAUUGAACAUCUCUGGAGAGACUUGAAAGUAGCUGUCCAACCGGACAAAGUUUGAAAGGAUCUGCAGAGAAGAAUGGGAGAAACUCACCAAAUAUAGAUGUACCGAGCUUGUUGCGUCAUACCCAAGAACACUCGUGGCUGAAAUCGGUGCCAAAGGUGCUUCAACAAAGUACUGAGUAGAGGGUCUGAAUACUUACAGUACCAGUCAAAAGUUUGGACACACCUACUGAUUCCAUGGUUUUUCUUUAUUUUCACUAUUAUCAACAUUGUAGAAUAAUAGUGAAGACAUCAAACUAUGAAAUAACACAAAUGGAAUCAUGUAGUAACCAGAAAAGUGUUAAACAUAUCAACGUAUAUUUGAGAUUUGAGAUUCUUCAAAGUAGCCACCCUUUGCUUUGAUGACAGCUUUGCACACUCUUAGCAUUCUCUCAAACAACAUCAUGAGGUAGUCACCCGGAAUGCAUUUCAAUUAACAGGAGUGCCUUGUUAAAAGUUCAUUUGUGGAUUUGUUUUCAUUCUUAAUGCGUUUGAGCCAAUCAGUUAUGUUGUGACAAGGUAGAGGUGGUAUACAGAAGAUAGCCCUAUUUGGUAAAAUAACAGCUCAAAUAAGCAAAGAGAAAUGACAGUCCAUCAUUACUUUAAGACAUGAAGGUCAGUCAAUAUGAAAAGUUUCUUCAAGUGCAGUCGCAAAAACCUUCAAGCGCUAUGAUGAAAUUGGAUCUCAGGAAAGGAAGACCUAGAGUUACCUCUGCCGCAAAGGAUAAGUUCAUUAGUUACCAGCCUCAGAAAUUGCAGCCCAAAUAAAUGCUUCACAGAGUUCAAGUAACAGACAUAUCUCAAAAUUAACUGUUCAGAGGAGACUUUGUGAAUCAGGCCUUCAUGGUUGAAUUGCUGCAAAUAAACCACUACUAAAGGACAUUCAAAAAUAAGAAGAUACUUGCUUGGUCCAAGAAACACGAGCAAUGGACAUUAGACUGGUGAAAAUAUGUCCUUUGGUCUAAUGAGUGCAAAUUUUUGAUUUUAAGUUCCAACCGCCAUGUCUUUGUGAGACACAUAGUAGGUAAACGGAUGAUCUUCGCAUGUGUGGUUCCCACCGUGAAGCAUGGAGGAGGAGGUGUUAUGGUGUGGGGGUGCUUUGCCGGUGACACUCUGCAGUGAUACACCAUCCCAUCGGGUUUGCGCUCAUUCGUUUUUCAACAGGACGAUGACCCAACACACCUCCACGCUGGACAAGCAGUAGAGUGAUUUGACCAAGAAAUAGAGUGAUGGAGUGAACUGAUACUGAUACUCACAACACUAAAAGAUCAUUCUGAUUAACAUUAAUAUAUAUCCGAAGAAAAGCAUGUAAAAUAGUACAGUACUAGUGUGCAAAAGCCAAUAAAGUUACUGGGUAGUGUUGUGUAUUGACUGCGACCUGGUAUUGUUGAAGGCCCGGAUUGCAGUGGGC
Messenger RNA from Oncorhynchus keta (chum salmon), 8505 nucleotides. RefSeq names its product leucine-rich repeat and immunoglobulin-like domain-containing nogo receptor-interacting protein 3. Gene Ontology annotation, molecular function: protein binding. The record is from RefSeq and is a predicted model, not a curated record. The transcript is spliced from 2 exons. NCBI's taxonomy places the organism in Eukaryota, Metazoa, Chordata, Actinopteri, Salmoniformes, Salmonidae. Bases 470 to 2290 code for a protein of 606 amino acids. Gene Ontology annotation, cellular component: extracellular matrix.